AUGAAGCCAUUGAAAAAGACCCCCCCAGAGAUUUAUAACCUUCGGACCAUACUCAUUAGCUUAGUGGCAUGUGGCGGUGCUUUAUUAUUUGGGAUGGAUAUGGGCGUUAUUGGGGGUGUUCUGACCAUGGAGCCUUUUAAGGAGAAAUACGGCCUGAACAACAAAUCACCGAUACAGCAAGCCAAUCUUUCUUCGAAUAUAGUCUCCGUCAUUCAAGCUGGAGCCUUUGCGGGCUGUUUUCUUUCGAUGUGGCUAGCUAACCGCGUUGGUCGCCGCGUGUCGUUGAUCAUAGCUUCGAUUCUCGUGUUCAUUGGAGUCGCAUUACAAGCCGGGGCUUCUGGAUAUAUUGCAUCCCUCUACGUUGGCAGAUUUAUUGCCGGAGUCGCAAUUGGGAUUGCAUCAAGUGUCAACCCAUUGUAUGUUUCGGAAAAUGCCCCCAGGGGUAUUCGAGGGCUGCUUACUGGAUUCUACCAGCUGAGCAUCGUAACUGGUCUCACUCUCGCCUUUUGGAUCAACUAUGGCUGUACCUUGCACAUCGAGGGGCCUGCUCAGUAUAUCAUCCCUCUUUCAUUACAAGCACUUCCUGCCAUUAUCCUCUUUAUUGGUAUGCUUUUCGCGAACGAGUCUCCUAGAUUCCUAGCGAUGAAAUCACCAGAGAAAGCUCUGGCCGUUUUAUCCAAGUUGCGUGGCCUAUCCGCAGAUCAUCCCUACGUUCGAGGUGAAUUGGAAGGUAUCAUUCUGCAGCUAGAAGAAGAGCGGUCGUUGACAGCGCAGAGCUCCGGUCUUUUGCUUAUUAAGGAAGCUUUCACAAUUCGAUCCAAUCGCCGACGCACGUUUCUUUGUAUCACUUUAAUGAUGUGGAGUAACUUGACAGGAACCAAUGCUAUGACGUAUUAUAGUCCUGAUAUUUUCAGCAGCAUGGGAUUAUCGGGCUCUUCCGCAGGACUUUUUGCGACAGGGAUUUACGGAAUAGUCAAAAUUGUGGCUUGCUUCAUUUUCAUAGUGUUUGUGACGGACUCCCUAGGCCGGAGAAAGAGUCUUCUUUGGACUGGUAUUGUUCAGGGUCUCAUGCUGUUUUAUAUUGGGUUUUAUAUUCGAUUUGAUCCGCCAAGUGGUAGUUCGGGGCCCACCUCGGCGGGAUAUGUCGCAUUGGCUGCCAUUUACCUUUUUGCAGCUGCCUAUCAAUUCGGCUGGGGACCUGUUGUUUGGACAUACUGCUCGGAAAUCCCCGCUGCUCGUCUCCGACCUCUUCAAAUGGGGAUGGCUACAGCCAGUCAGUGGUUGUUCAACUUUGUGGUAGCUAAGGCUACGCCAAAUAUGUUCGCAACAUUGGGUGUCAAUGGAUUCGGGACUUACUUUAUAUACGGGUCUUUCUGCUUCACUAUGGUUGUGUUUGCGUGGUUCUUUGUACCGGAAACGAAAGGAUUAUCACUGGAAAAUAUGAAUGAGCUGUUUGAGCAAAACAAUCUGAGGGGAAAAUUCACUCCCUCUCGCUUUGAAGGCGGAGGAAACGAUCGAGAGCUGAAGUCAGAUUCAGAAGUGCACCCUUCCAUUGAGCAUGUGGAUGAUGUGCAGAGGGUUGUUUAG
Molecule: messenger RNA, 1587 nt
Organism: Penicillium manginii
Lineage: Eukaryota; Fungi; Ascomycota; Eurotiomycetes; Eurotiales; Aspergillaceae
Product: sugar porter family MFS transporter
Exons: 7
Coding region: 1-1587 (528 amino acids)
Biological process (GO): carbohydrate transport; transmembrane transport
Cellular component (GO): membrane
Molecular function (GO): carbohydrate:proton symporter activity
Source: RefSeq, a predicted model, not a curated record